Molecule: messenger RNA, 3885 nt
Organism: Magnusiomyces paraingens
Lineage: Eukaryota; Fungi; Ascomycota; Dipodascomycetes; Dipodascales; Dipodascaceae
Exons: 5
Coding region: 1-3885 (1294 amino acids)
Biological process (GO): DNA integration
Molecular function (GO): nucleic acid binding
Source: RefSeq, a predicted model, not a curated record
AUGGUUCCAUGCUCUGCGACAACAUUGCAUGCUCAACACAUUGAUGACAUUCUCAAUCAACUACAUGGUGCAAAGUUUUUCAGCAAACUUGAUCUUCGCUCUGGUUAUCAUCAAAUUCGUGUUUUUGAUGACCACAUUCAUAAGACCGCUUUUUCAACAAACAAUGGUCAUUGGGAAUUUUUAGUCAUGCCUUUUGGACUAACCAAUGCUCCUGCUACUUUUCAGAAUUACAUGAACGACAUUUUUCGUCCUUAUCUCAACCAAUUUGUCGUCGUUUACCUGGACGAUAUUCUCAUUUAUUCUGAGUCUAAUGAAGAACAUGAGAAACAUGUCAGAAUUGUCCUAGAACUACUUCGAUCUAAUCAAUUAGUUGCUAGUUUAAAGAAGUGUGCUUUCUUUCGUGAAUCACUUGAGUUUCUUGGUUUCCAAGUAUCUACUAAAGUCUUCUCCGCUAUGUCUAAUCACGGAAACACUACAGGAGUCAAUGAAGGACCCUCAUCCUUCGAGUCAGCCAGCACUGGAAGUUCUGUUGCCCACUCAACAUCUGAGACCCAUUCAAAGAACAACGCCAGCUCUUAUGAGACAUUCGCCGAUCUCCCUGUUCAUCGUCAAAUUGAUCUCGCUGACCGUUCUGGAUUUACCGUUAGACAAUUAACCAUUGCCAACAUACCAGUUUUCUUCUCCGCUAUGUCUAAUCACGGAAACACUACAGGAGUCAAUGAAGGACCCUCAUCCUUCGAGUCAGCCAGCACUGGAAGUUCUGUUGCCCACUCAACAUCUGAGACCCAUUCAAAGAACAACGCCAGCUCUUAUGAGACAUUCGCCGAUCUCCCUGUUCAUCGUCAAAUUGAUCUCGCUGACCGUUCUGGAUUUACCGUUAGACAAUUAACCAUUGCCAACGUGCCAGUUUGUUCCGAAGGAUGUGAAGCUGAAUUAAAAGUCUUAGCAGACUUGACAGCUUACAUUAGAAACUCAAACUUCAAAGCUAGUCCUCCCCCAUCUCAAAAGGUUAUGAGCUCCUUUGACGCUUCUCAAGCGCCAAAUUUCAAACAAUUUCUCUACAAAAGUGAAUUGGAUUUUUGGAUAUACGGUCUUAUUGGGCAAAUUAACAGCUGCGGCUGGAGUUUUUGGAACAACUAUAUCUAUAAGCCAAUUGUUGGCCAUACUGCCCUUCAGCUUGGUUACGGUAUCAGGUUUGAGAGGGCCCUUGAUGAACUACUCAAGGCUUACAUUUUAAAAACCACGCCUGCAGCUAACCUGGCUGCAGCUGAACAGGCCCGGUGGGACACGUCGCCCGAGUUUCUAAAAACUCCACCUAUGGAUUCGGCGUCUGUGCGGGAAGAAGCCAUGGGGGUCCUAUUUGAACCAGGAAAAAGAAUGGCCCGUAUAGAUCCCGAAAUCCUAGAGCCCGCCGACCUGGGGCGAGUGCUCUCAUUUUACCAACGUCUUAAUCAUAUUGGUUUGCGCAUAUCCCCAAGCCCUGAGCUUAACAUUGUAUUUGCGAUGACGCAAGCUAUCUCAGUAGGAGUUCCAGGUCCUAGUUAUUUCUCCGGGCUCACCAGCAGUGAAAUUGAAACCAAAAUACAAGCUACUGUUACUGAAGCUUCCAAGUGGGCCUCUGUAGUGGAGCAAUAUUUCUUUAACAACCCGGAUGGCACCUUUCACCGUGACCUUAUCUUAGCAGUACUGAAUAACAACAAGGUUUCAGCAGCUGCUCGCGAAGAUCCUCAGAGUCAUCUCUGGGGGAUUACCAAGUUUGUCGACAUUUUCAAGUCAAGAUCUGGAGGAUGGAGCCCCUGUGAUUCAGUUGAAAUCCCAGCGCUAGUUGAAGCAACUUCAGCAGCCUUCGUAAAAGGUCGAAGAAUUAUUGACGGUUCAACAAAAGUGGUGCCAAAGCAGGAACCCAAGCAAGAACCCAAGCAGGAAUCCAAGCAGGAAACCUCGAAGAAAGCUGGCCACUCUGAUACCAAGCAAGGAAAAGGGAAGCAGUGGUCCAAGGGGUCCGGUAGCAACAAGAGGCGCAACAAUGAAGACAAGCAAGCUAGAAAGUCGAACUCUGAUGGUCAAAACAGAGUUGCUGCCUUGAAAGCUACCGAAUAUCUUGAGGUGGCUCGCGACGAUGUUGAAACUCUUUGCUCUGUUGCUCGGGCCAUCCAAGACGUAUUUGAUAAUGACGGCGGAAGCAGUGAUUAUUCGCCAGUUGCUUUUCUUCCACCUGCCAACCAAAUCGCCUCUGUGGGUGAAACAAAUCUUCCAAAUGUUCUUGAUUCUGGAAAUGCUACUGGUCAUCUUAUCUCAGACAACAGUUACUUUGUGUCGUAUGAGAAAUACAGCAGCCCCAAAACUAUCAGCUCCUAUGGUGGUUCCGACAUCGUGUUAGAAGGGGAAGGUAAAAUUGCUGUUGUAUUAAAAGGUGACGGUGGCACCAAUAUUUGCCAUAUUGCUGACGCACUUUAUUUUCCUGCUGGGUCUAGCAAUUUGUUUUCUGAUUCUGUCUGGCGCACGCACGAUGUUUCUUUUCAUACGGUCCCAAGUGGGGACUGUCUGGCCUAUUUUGGUGAGGAAAGGAAUAUCGUACCUCCAACUGGCUCCUUCAAGUUCUCAGGAAAUUCAAUUGACUGGGAUCAGAUUUGCAGACAAGGACCAGAAGCUAUGAGGAAGGUUGAUAAAUCAGCUCUCGCUGUUGGAAAGGGACUUCCUGUCCUUUCACCGUCUCUCAAAUUUAUUGCAAAGGAGGCCGUGUUGAAUUCGCAGGCACUUGACUGUCAUGUUCGGUUUGCUCAUUGCUCUUUGACUUCGGUGAAGCAUUUAGCCAAGCUUGCUGAUCCUCCCUUUGAGGUGACCAAGCGUGACGAAGAGUUGAUCAAGGACUGUGUCAUAUGUGGCACGUCAAGAAGCAUUAAGCGGUUCACUUCUCCGGAUAAGCAUAUAGCUUCUGAAUCCACGGCUCCGUUAGCCCAGAUUCAUGCUGAUCUCGUCGGUCCCAUAGGUCCUGCCUCUUCAAGGGCCAGGUACAUGCUGAAUAUCAUUGAUGCAUUUUCUGGUUACAUCUAUGCUUUUGCUCUGGAAUCUAAGGAUGAAGCUCCUGGGAAACUUAUCCAGUUCUUUAAGCAGUUUGUGCCCAAAGCUGCUCGCCGUGCUGCUGACGGCAAGGCCACCAAGCUUAUUACUGACAAUGGUGGUGAAUUUAUCUCUGGCACACUUGGAAAAUUUUUGGCAGAUUGGGGCGUCAUUCAUAUUUUAACUGCUCCUGAUGAACACCAACAAAAUGGAAAAAUUGAGCGUGCCCACCGCACACUUCGUGAGAUAUCUACUAGAGCCUUGAUGCAGUCGACACUCUGGGCCAAUAUCUACUGGGACUCUGCCUGGCUCUACGCUGUGCAGGUAUAUAAUUUCUCCAUAGUUAAUAAAGCCGGUAUAUCACCUUAUGAAGCCUUUACGGGCAGAAAACCACCUAUAGCACUAGUGCACACAUUUGGCUGCCUAGUUUUUGUCAUUAAAUCUGAGUCUCAGAAACUCAAAGGGACCCUUCAGCCUCGGGGCGAGCCUGCUCUGUAUUUGGGUCCCGACCCGUUAAAUCCUAAGAAUUUUCUAUGCAUUACGAGGAACAAGCGCAUUCGGCGCUGUGUACACGGCAACUUUCGUGACCAUGUCUUGCCUGGCGUUAAAUUUUUUGGCGAAAAGCCAAUUUACGAGGGUGACAUUCUCAUUGACUACAGUGAGGUUGGAAAUCGUGACCCUGACUACAGUGACUCCUCCACUGAUGAAUCAGAAAGUGAAGAUGAAUCUGACUCUGACGACUACUCUCCCACUUCACUCUCUGGUGGUGGUGGUGGUUUUUGGGAUGGGGGAGGACUAGCUUUGAAGUUUGAGUUUCUAAUGUAA